GAGUGUUUGCCCUCGUUUGGGGCCGGUGACAAAACUAGAGAGCCCCGACCGAAACACCUGUUUCAUUGGGACAGGGGUGUCCCAGCGAUAAGCGUGGGCGAGCCGACGGAGACACCACAACCAUAGUUUUACGGUUUACUCACAUUGCCGUCUGCUCGCGGAGUAGCUGACUAGCCGACAAGGGACAGCGAUUUUCAAACUGAACGAACACAAUUCAAAGAAAGUGGUGGAUUUUACCGGGAGACAUAUAAGAAAAUCUCGAGCGGUUUGUGACGUCACAAGAUGGACGGGAAGGACGAGAACAAUCACUUGGAGGCCAUCAGCCGGGCGAUGUACAAGUUCCGGGACUACGUCAUCCAUGUCAUGUCAUUCCUCAUGUACAGAUUCACACGUUCCAUCAUUGUCACGUUCCAGAAAUUCACGUGGGCUGUCACGGGCGUGGAGCGAAUCCGACGUGACGCCAAGCGGGGAUUGCAGUUCAAACAAAGUGCGCAUGUGCAGGAGAUAUUCUGGAAGCGGAAGUUCCUACCUACAACCAUUGCGGACCCUAAUAACUUUAUCGCAUUGCAUAAAGGAUUCAAACACCCGAAUUAUGUCCUCAAGCCUUUUGUUUCGCUAUACUGCAUGACAAAGGAUGAGGCAGUGUUUGUAGAAACUCCGGAAGGAGUUAACAUCUACCGAGACAAAAUUUCAAGGACGUUAUACGAGGCACAAUUCGAGCAUGCGACAAAGAUGAUAACGAUGCCUUUAGCUUCCUUCCAUAAAAUCGCUUCUGAUGUUGGGGACCCCCGAACGAGGGUCGUCUGGCUGUCCAGUACGGACCACUGCGGGUCGUCCCUCCUAGCUCAGGUCUUCUCCAGGGUUCCCGGGAUGAUGAUCAUCUCGGAACCCGACGCCAUUACGAAACUUGGGUUCCUGUGGAAAUACGACAUUUUGAAGAAAGGAGAAUAUGGACAGCUUCUAGCUAGCGCAGUUCGUCUGCUCUGCAAACCAGACGACAGGGCGGGGAUGAUCUGUGUGAAAACCCGGUCAUGCGCAACACGACAGGUCGAAGACAUCGUCAUGCUGUUCCCCAAGAUAAGACAACUCUUCAUGUAUAGAAACAGCCUCAAGACACUCGUGUCAUCACUUAACUUGCUACAAACAGACCCGGCAGCUAAGGCGAUGCGAUUCGUUAUGGAUAAUAACAUUCUAUCCACAAUAUUUCCCUGUUUUAGGUCAAUGAUGUACAAUUACUACGUAAGACUCAAUGAGAAACAGAUAGAUUCUCUCAAACCAUCCAAGAUGUCUACCGUCGGCAUCUUCACCGCGGCGUGGGCGGCCGCUGUAGCUAGAGUAGUUGAGAAUAGGGAGAAGGGAUUCCACAUCAUGCCCGUCCUUUAUGAAGAUAUCAUGAAAGAUCCCAGGAGAAGUUGCGCCAUUCUGUUUGACCGACUUGACAUUCGCAAGGAAGCAUUGUCGUUAGCUCUGGAGGCGUUCAAGGUAGAUUCGCAGAAGAGUGCUGUGUAUGGUUUAAUGAACACGGAUACCCGUCGCGCCAUCCCACAGGAAAGUAGGAUAGAGGCAGAUACAAUCCUCAAGAAGUACGGACUUCUCAAAUUAGGGGAGAGGUUUGAGAUCCCUGGUUUGAUCAAGUUGGAUUAAUAACAAUUAAUCUUAAAAUGCGGUUCUAUUCCACAGACAGUGAUUGCGAACGCUCAGGGCACGCCUUUCUGCUGUCGACAUUUUAUAAAAUAUUCCAACAUCUGUCGGCAGCUUAGACAUCUUGGACAAAGCGGACGCCCACCCUGAUCCAUGUUAAACAAUCAAAAGCAUCAUCAUGAAGAUGUCAGAAUCAAACCUCCUCGAACUGUGCCGCUACACAUAACUACCGACAUGAACUCUCGCUUUCAAAGUCUUGCUAAUCAUGAAGGCGUUCGAAAAAACAUUGUCAGGAACAGGAACAGGCAUCUUGAAACGUUAAGCAUUAUAACAAUUAUAGUUUGAGAACGGAUUGUAUGUUGCGAAUAUCUACAGACCACCUUUACCAAGUCAUUCAUCUUGAAUCUAACGAAGUGAUCUGUCCAUUAGGACUGCAUCAGAAUUGCUACCCGAAGUAUAGGAAGCGAAAUAAGCCAAGCGUCCCAAGUGCCUACCAAAGAAGUCCCGGUCUCCAGGAUGAUGAAGAUCAGGACCAAUGGAUACUGAUAAAGCAUUAGGCAUCAGAAAUAUCCCACAUGAUCCCGGUCUCCAGGAUGAUGAAGAUCAGGACCAAUGGAUACUGAUAAAGCAUUAGGCAUCAGAAAUAUCCCACAUGCUCCCGGUCUCCAGGAUGAUGAAGAUCAGGACCAAUGGAUACUGAUAAAGCAUUAGGCAUCAGAAAUAUCCCACAUGAUCCCGGUCUCCAGGAUGAUGAAGAUCAGGACCAAUGGAUACUGAUAAAGCAUUAGGCAUCAGAAAUAUCCCACAUGAUCCCGGUCUCCAGGAUGAUGAAGAUCAGGACCAAUGG
Molecule: messenger RNA, 2488 nt
Organism: Haliotis rubra (blacklip abalone)
Lineage: Eukaryota; Metazoa; Mollusca; Gastropoda; Lepetellida; Haliotidae
Exons: 2
Coding region: 283-1644 (453 amino acids)
Source: RefSeq, a predicted model, not a curated record